Molecule: messenger RNA, 1404 nt
Organism: Eimeria mitis
Lineage: Eukaryota; Apicomplexa; Conoidasida; Eucoccidiorida; Eimeriidae
Biological process (GO): mRNA export from nucleus
Cellular component (GO): nuclear pore
Molecular function (GO): RNA binding; structural constituent of nuclear pore
Source: RefSeq, a predicted model, not a curated record
AUGAAAUCUGCUUCACCUUUUGUGUCUCCUCCAGCAGCAGCAGCAGCAGCAGAAGCAUCAGCAGCAGCAGCAGCAGCAGCAACAGCAGCAGCAGCAGCAGCAGCUUGUGGGGUCGUCGGGCGGCUACCACUGAGCUCACUUUCAGGUGUACAGGCAGCUCCUGCCGACUUGCUGCUGCAGCAGAUGUCCUGCUGCAGUGAAAACGAAACAAAAAACAAAAACCAAGAAACAAAAGAAAAAGAAAAAGAAAAACAAAAAGAAGAAACAGAAACAGAAAAAGAAAAUAAAGAAAAAGAAAAGAAAGAAAAAGAAAAAGAAGAAAAAGAAAAAGAAAAAGAAGAUGUGGGGUUUAUAACAUUUGAGCCUCCCUCUGUCUGCGUAAUAGAUAUGUUGCUGCUGCAGCAGGAGCAGCAAACCAGCAGCAGCAGCAGCAGCAGCAGCAGCAAUCUGCUGCUGCUAGGGGCUGAGGCAUUUGGGGCCCCCAGCUGCCCCUGGAAGGGACUCCUCGCUUCAGGUGCUGCUGCUGCUGCUGCUCCUGCUGCUGCUGCUGCUGCUGCUCCUGCAGCAGCAGCAGCAGCACCAGCGGCAGCAGCAGCACCAGCAGCAGCAGCAGCAGCAGCAGCAGGAGCAGCAGCAGCAGCAACGCCACAUUCAGUAUCCAGCAGCGACGAACCCAAUGAAGACUCAGACGCCCCAAAAGGAAACCACAGCAGCAGCAGCAGCAGCAGCAGGAGCAGGAGCAGCAGUGGCGUUGCAUCUAGGGUUUGUGUGUCGGAUGUAUCUGGCGGGUGUAUAAGCACCUGCUUGCCCCCAUCAGAGUUUAUAGUCCCCUGGGGUUUAGGGGGGCAGCUCAUCGGCCCGAAAGGAGAAAACAGAAAAAGAUUGAUGCAGAGGACGGGCGCUUUCUCUGCUGUUAUUAACGCUAAACUCAAGGCAAGAGGGGCCCCGACGGGCGGCUGUGGAGGAGGGUACUGGUGGGGGGCCCCCUUGCUGCUCGCAUGCAAAUGGCAGCAGAAAUAUAUCGUUUGCUGCAGCAGCAGGAGAGUGCAGCAGCAGCAGCAGCAGCAGCAGGCAGCAGCAGCAGCAGCAGCAGCAGCACCGAAGCUAACAAAAGCUCAAGCAAAAGCUAUUGCUACUAACCCGGCGGUCCCCCUGGCGCAGUGCCUCCACCUGCAGGCGAUCACGCAAACCCCCCGCCCCUGCAUCAUCACGGAGAACUUCUGGCUUCGCGCUGUUUCUGAUGCUGCAGCAAUGUGGCUGCAGCUGUCUCUAAACCUCAGCAUUCAGUUCCCGUCUGGUUUUUCUUUGCUGCUGCAGCUGCAGCAGCAGCAGCAGCAGCAGCAGCAGCAGCGGCAGCAGCAGCAGCAGCAGCAGCAGCAGCAGGGUUUAAUUAGGCAUAUUUAG